This is a messenger RNA of Iphiclides podalirius (scarce swallowtail), 2352 nucleotides long. NCBI's taxonomy places the organism in Eukaryota, Metazoa, Arthropoda, Insecta, Lepidoptera, Papilionidae. The record is from the annotation of a GenBank genome assembly.
AUGGACCGCGCGCGCCCCUCGCCGCCGCCGGAGCCCGCGCACCGUCGGCCGCUCCAAGGAGGACCCCGCGAAACCGACACAGCGGCCCCGCCAGCGGAGGCCCUAGGCGAGCCGGACAUUGUGCGGCCCCCGACGCGCCCACUGCCCUCCAUCCCGGAGAGCGAGCCCUUGCUUACGGGGGGCGAGAGUGCCGCCGCCGCGCGCAAGCUCAACGGGCGCCCCCUGCACGUGCAGUUCGACGCGCAGUCGCCAACCAACCGCUCGGUGUCUAGCUCCAGUUCUAGCUCGAGCUCGGACGAUGAGGAACUCUCGAUUGCCGAGGCCCGGCCCCCCGACGGCGGCUGGGGCUGGGUGGUCGUCUUCGCCUCGUUCAUGGUCAACCUCAUCGCGGACGGCAUCACGUUCAGCUUCGGCGUGUUCUACCCGCACUUCCUGGAGUACUUCGGCGAGGGCAAGGGCAAGACCGCGUGGAUCGCGGGUAUUUUCAUGGCGAUGCCGCUCCUCUCUGGACCCAUCGCCAGCUUUCUGACGGACAGAUACGGCUGCCGUCGCAUGACCAUAUUCGGCUCCGUUCUGGCCUCCCUGGGCUUCGUCAUAUCGGCGUUCGUGGACAAUGUGGAAACGCUGUUCCUCACGUUCGGCAUCAUGGCCGGCUUCGGGCUGAGUUUGUGUUACGUGGCGGCCGUCGUGAUUGUGGCGUAUUACUUCGAGACGAAACGCUCUCUGGCCACCGGCAUCUCGGUGUGCGGGAGUGGCAUCGGGACGUUUAUUUUCGCGCCGUUGACUUACGUGCUGCUCGACGAGUACGGGUGGCGCGGCACCACGCUCAUCCUGGCCGGGUUCUUCCUGAACAUGGCCGUGUGCGGCUUGCUGUUCCGCGAUCUGCCCUGGACCGCGACGAUGAACGAGGAGAGAGCGAAAGAGAGGAAACGCAGAAGAGAGAGGAAACGGAACAAGCGUUUGGCGGCCGCGUCCGCUGACAGUUUGUCUGAUAGCAAAAGCAGCGCCGCUGGGUCGACGAAGGCGGCCGAGGACGGCGACAACGAGACGGUGCCCUCCCCGAUGGUGCCGCAGUUUAGCUCCGUAGUCGACCUCCCCACGUUCAUGACCGGCGGCGAGGGCGUCUCCCUCGAGGUGUUCGAGCUGAUGUCGAACAAGGGCCGCGCGUACGCCAUAAUGGCGCAAAACUAUCCCGGCGUGAUGCUCCCCUCGAGGAGUUUCAGCGACAGCGGCCGCCUGCACGAACUGUCCCCGCCCAGGGCGACGACGUCUCCCUCGCCGGCGCCGGCGCCUGCGCCCCUGGGCGCCGGCAGGCCCGCCGCGGCCCUCGGCGACAAAGCGGCCGAGCACGCCUGGCUGCGGCGCCACGCGAGCGCCAGCGCCAAGAAGCCGCCGGCGUUCCUCAAGGACCUCAGGGUGCACCGGCACUCGCUGACCUACCGGGGCGCCAUGUUGAACAUAAACCGGUACAGGCUGCGCGCCUCCUCGUGCCCCAACAUCUUCAGGAACUCCAUGACCACCAUUGCUAAGGAAAAGGUGCAAUGGUACGCCGGCCUGUGGGACUUCUGGGAUCUGGCCGUGGACGUGCUAGACCUGUCUCACUUCAAGAACCCCGCCUUCCUCGUGUUCGCCAUCUCCAACUUCCUGCUGUACAUGUGGUACGACGUGCCGUACGUGUACAUAGCGGACCACGGCAUGAGCCUGGGCUUCGACGAGUCGCAGGCCUCCAUGCUCAUCUCGUUCAUCGGAAUCCUCAACAUGUUCGGCGAGAUCCUGCUCGGCUGGAUCGGGGACUGGGACUCGGUGGACCCGAGCCUGGCGUACGCCGGGUGCAUGGUGCUCUGCGGAGCGGCAACCCUACUGAUGCCGCUGCUGCGCACGUACCUCGGCCUGGCGGUGGUCUCGGGCGCGUUCGGCGCCUUCAUCGCCGCCAACUACUCGCUCACCAGCAUCAUCCUGGUGGAGCAGAUCACCCUGGAGAAGUUCACGAAUGCCUACGGGCUGCUGCUGCUCAUACAGGGCCUAGCGAACCUGGUCGGGCCGCCGCUCGGAGGCUGGAUCUACGACAUGACGAACUCCUACGACCUGUCGUUCUACUUGGCGGGCGUGUUCAUCGGCAUGUCGGGGCUGGUGUUGCUGGUGCUGCCCUUCUGCGGCGCCGCCAAGAGGCGCGCGAGCCGCCGGCAGCGCGCGGACCCGCUGCCGCCGCUGCCGCCUCUGCCACCGCUGCCACCCCUGCCGUCGCUGCCACCGCUCCCGCCGCUGCCACCGUUACCACCGCUGCCACCGCUGCCGCCGAAGCACUCGGGCUCGAAGCCGGACGAGGUGCAGCGCAACGGUAAGCUCGUCGUC